Messenger RNA from Lymnaea stagnalis (great pond snail), 10242 nucleotides. The record is from the annotation of a GenBank genome assembly. Lineage: Eukaryota; Metazoa; Mollusca; Gastropoda; Lymnaeidae.
CGUGGCCAUCCUUGAGAUCUGAGAAGUUCUGCCAAGUAAAGGGCAUCUUUUGAAUUCUAGCUGACAUGUAAGUCGUGAUAUUCAAUUAGUAUGGAGAUCUACUAAAAUAGAUUAAAAUUGUUCACUUGAUGUGAAAUUUUGAAAGAUCUAAAAUAAUUCAACAAUAAUUCAAUUGCCGAAUUAACGAGUUAUGUAACAAGCUUUAAUGUAAACUUGAGCGGUCUUACUAAGCAAAUGAAUAACUUUGUAAUGAUACGCGGCUUAUGCUUCAUUUAUUGACUGCACGGAUGAGGGACAAACACAAAAUGGACCACAAAAACAAGUGACCAGACAAGUGACCACACAGGCAUGAGACCUCGCAGACAAGGGACAACAUGGAAAAAUGACUACACAGACAAACGACCAAAUGGACAAAUGAGAACAAGUACAUAUGAGUACACGAACAAAUGAGACCACGGACAUAUGAGUACACGGACAAAUGAGAUCACGGACAUAUGAGUACACGGACAAAUGAGACCACGGACAUAUGAGUACACGGACAAAUGAGACCACAGACAUAUGAGUACACGGACAAAUGAGACCACGAACAUAUGAGUACACGGACAAAUGAGACCACAGACAUAUGAGUACACGGACUAAUGAGACCACGGACAUAUGAGUACACGGAUAAAUGAGACCACAGACAUAUGAGUACACGGACAAAUGAGACCACGAACAUAUGAGUGCACGGACAAAUGAGACCACGAACAUAUGAGUGAACGGACAAAUGAGACCACGAACAUAUGAGUGCACGGACAAAUGAGACCACGAACAUAAAACCACGAGGAAAAGUGAUGACGCAGAAACAAGACCACAAGGAAAAGUGAUGACACUGACAAAAGACUACAAGGAAAAGUGAUGACACUGACAAAAGACCACAAGGAAAAGUGAUAAAUAGGAAAAACAAUCACAAGGAAAAGAUAUAAAUAGGACAAAAUAUCACAAGUAAAAGUGAUGACGUGGACAAAAGACACUAGGAAAAGAACUGGCAUGGACAGAAGACCACAAGGAAAAGUGAUGACAUGGACAAAAGACCACAAUGAAAAGUGAUGAAUAGGACAAAAGAAUACAAGGAUAUGUGAUGAUACUGUAAAAAGACAACAAGGAAAAGUGAUGAUACGGACAGAAGACCACAAGGAAAAGUGAUGACACGAACAAAAUACCACACGAAAAAUUGAUGAAUAUGACAAAGACCACAAGGAAAAGUGAUGACAUGGACAAAAAACCAUAGGGACAAGUGAGGACUCGGUCAAAAGACAUCAAGAAAAUGUCAUGACACUGACAAAAGACAACAAAGAAAAGUGAUAACAAGGACAAAAGACGACAAGGAAGGAAUAGUGAUAAAACGCACAAAAGACCACAAGGAAAAGUGAUGUCACGAACAAAAGUUCCAAAAGAAAAAGUGAUGACAUGGACAAUAGACCACAAGGACAAGUGAUGAAACUGACAAAAGACCACGAGGAAAAGAGAUGACGCAGACAAAAGACCACAAGGAAAAGUGAUGACAAGGACUAAAGAGCAUAAGGAAAGGUGAUGCCACGAACAAAAGACCACAAGGAUAAGUGAUCACAAGUACUAUAGACCACAAGAACAAGUGAUGACACGGACAAAUGUUCCAAAGGAAAAGUGAUGACAUGGACAAAAGACCACAAGGACAGGUGAUUACACUGACAAAAGACCACAAGGAUAAGUGAUGACACAGACAAAAGACAACAAGGAAAAUUGAUGACACGGACAAAAGACCACAAUGACAAGUGAUGUCAUGGACAAAACACAACAAAGAAAAUUGAUGACACGGACAAAAUACCACAAAGAAAUGUGAUGAUUUGAACAAAAAAAAACCGCACCGAAAAUUCAUGACAUGGACAAAAGUUCCAAAAGAAAAGUGGUGACAUGGACAAAAGACCACAAGGACAAGUGAUGACACGGACAAAAGACCACAUUAUAAAGUGAUAACUAGGACAAAAGACCACAAGGACAAAUGAUGACACGGACAAAAGACCACAUUAUAAAGUGAUAACUAGGACAAAAGACCACAAGGAAAAGUGAUGACACGGACAAAAGACCACAAGGAAAAUUGAUGAUAUGGACAAACGACUACAAGAAAAAGUGAUGACACGGACCAAAUACCACAAGGAAAAGUGAUGACACUGAGAAAAGACCACAAGGUUAAGUUAUUACACGGACAUAUGCCACAAGGAAAAGUGAUCACACGGACAAAAGAUCACAAGGAAAAAUGAUGACACGGACAAAAGACCAUAACGAAAAGUUAUGACACGGACAGAAUACCACAAGGCAAAGUGAUUAAUAGGACAAAAGAGCACAAGGAUUAUUGAUGAUACUAAAAAAGACAACAAGGAAAUGUGAUAAUACGGACAAAAGACCACAAGGGAAAGUAAUGAAUAGGACAAAAGACCAUAAGGAAAAUUGAUGAUACGAACAAAAGACCACGAGGAAAAGUGAUGACACGGACGAAUGUACUAGGAUAAGACAUGACGCAGACAAAAAACCACAAGGAAAAGUGAUGAUACGGACAAAAGACCAGAAGAUAAAGUGAUGAAACGGACAAAGACCACAAGGAAAUGUGAUGAAACGGACAAAAUACCACAAGCAAAAGUGAUGACACGGACAAAAUACUACAAGGAAAUUUGAUGACACAAACAAAAGACCACAAGGACGGAAUAGUGAUGACACCGACAAAUGGCCACAAGCAAAAGUGAUGACAAGAACAAAAGUUCUAAAGGAAAAGUCAUGACGUAGACAAAAGACCACAAGGAAAAUUGAUGACACGAACAAAAGACCACAAGUACAUGUGAUGACACGAACAAAAGACCACAAGUACAUGUGAUGACACCGACAAAAGACCACAAGGAAAAUUGAUGAAACGAACAAAAGACCACAAGGACAUGUGAUGACAUGGACAAAAGACCACAAGGAACAUUGAUGACCAUUGACAAAAGACCACCAGGACAAGUGAUGACGCACAUAAAAGACCACAAUGAAAAUUGAUGACACGGACAAAAGACCACAAGGAAAAGUGAUGACGCGGACAAAAGACCACAAGGAAAAGUGAUGACACGAACAAAAUACCACAAGAAAAAUUGAUGAAUAUGACAAAAACCACAAGGAAAAGUGAUGACAUGGACAAAAACCCAUAGGGACAAGUGAGGACUCGGACAAAAGACAACAAGGAAAAGUAAUGAAACGGUUAAAAGAUCACAAGGACAAAUAAUGACACAGACAAUAGACCGCAAGGACAAGUGAUGUCACGGACAAAAGACCACAAGGAAAGCUGAUUACACGGAAAAAAGACCACACAGACACUUGAAAACACGGAAUAAUUAAUGAUAUGGACAAGUUACCACAUGGACAAGUGAUUACAUGGAGAAGUGACCUCACAGACAAUCGAGUAGAAAGGACAAGCUACAAAAGAGGCAAAUGGCCAUGUGGAAAAAUGAACACAUAGAGAACUCACAAAAGGGAAGGAAUGAUCUAAAAGGCAAUUGUACAUGGACAGAAAAUUACAUGGACUGCUUAACACAGAGACAAUGGACCAGAGCGACAAAAAAACAACAACACGGACAAGGGAUCGCACGGAAAUAAAACCAUUCGGACACAUUAACAAGCGGAAGAAUAGAAUACAUGGACAAGUGACUAAACAGACAACUUACCACGGACAUUUGAAAACAUGGACAAAUAAGGAAACGGACAUUCGAAAACAUGGACAAAUAAGGAAACGGACAAAUGGCCACACGGACAAUUGAAAACAUGGACAAAAUAGCAAACGAAAAUAUUACCAUACGGACAAUUGAAAUCAUGACAAAUGAUCACAUGGACAAGUGACGAUUAGGUCAAGGGACAAAAUCGAGAAAUGACAACAAGGACAUGUGACAAGGAACCACAUAAAUAAGUGACAAUACUAUCAAAAUGACCACACGAACAAAGAAACACACAGAUAUAUGAUUAUAUGCCUUAAGUAUAACAUGAAUAAAUAAUAUCAUAGACGACUGAAGUUAUAGACAAAAAAACCCAUAGACAUCUGAUCUCAUAGAAAAAAACGCAUAGAUACUUGAAAGAGUAGACAACUUAACUUAUCGACACAUGAAGGCAUGCACAACUGAAAAAGAAAAUUCACGUAUAAUGCAAAUUGCAAAGAGCCAAACUUUCUAUAAGCUGAAGUGUCUAUGGUUAUAGUUUUAUUACAUUACAUGCCAUCGUACUAUAGAAUGUAAUGUAUAUAGUUUUAGUGUUAUUAUAGUACAGGCUAUUGUACUAUAUAACACAGAAUCUAUAUUAAAGUGGUAGCAUACUCCACCCUGGGGCUCCGGUAGAAAGUCUGUAGUGGCGCCCCCACCGACACCCGGUGCUACCAGUGGACCAAAGCCGCCAUUGUAUGAGCCUGUGAGGACAGACUAUGGGCAUGCAUGGUGUCUGCCAAAAAUGGUAGCAGCUUCAGUGCUGCUACCAGCUGCGGACAUGUUGCCUCUGUUGGAUAUGAGGCAUGAGCGUGUUAGUAGGUACCUCAGACCAACGAUUUCAGUUACUCAUCCUUUAAGGAGGCUGCUACAAGGCAACCAUUUCGCGCCAACUACUUUCGUGAAGUUUGUGCGAGGUGGAAAUACACGACAGAAAGCCCUGAUCAGUGGGGUUUUUACGCUUCUCCCGGACGGGCAGUGAGAGAUAAUAGGACAUACACUUACCAAAUCGACCCCUGGGAAAGUCUUCUGCUGAAGUUGUGAGUGCAACAACCCCGGACGACCAAAUGUCAUUAGGUUGAAACAACGUCAAACGAGUGAAGUUACAGUCUGAGACAGAAUGACAAACAUAUUUCCCUGAUUUCCUGGCUAAUUUCUACUGACAAGAUUUGAAAAUAUUAUACCACGUCAAUACCUAAAAAUAAAACAACUCCUUUUUUUAAAAUUCCAGCAAAAAUAUGCACUUAUUCCUGAUUUUCCUGAUAUCUGUGUUGCCCCUGACUUUGGCGCAAUUAACAGAACUCAGGUCUCUCACAUAUUAUCGAUGGGCCGACAGAGCUUUUAAACUGUCGGACACAAAUAAUGACACUCUUUUGGACUCAGAUGAAUGCACUGCAAGUUUUUAUGUAAGUCACAUAUCCUGUCUGUUAAUUUAAACAUUAAAAUUAGAGUGUUUCUGCUACGCACUGCCUUCUAUUGUAAAAAAAAAUAAUCUCUUGUUUUAAGUUAUGGCUCGUUCACACAGUGCACAACAAAGGACGAUACCAUAGAGAAAUACAAUAAGUAAAGUUACGACACGCAAAAAAAAUUGCCAAUUACAAUUAGUAAGAUUUAUUUUAGUUAUAAUACUAUUACGAACAAAAGAAAUAUAGUUAAAAAUCAUCAACUUACAGAGUAUGUGAAAUUCGUGUACCGGUACACAGUUGUUAGUACAAUGUGCCAAUUAAUAUCGAUGAGUGAUCAAUGCGAAUAAACACAUAAGUACACAAAGAAUAAUAAAUGUCGCGUGAAGUUAAAAUUUAUCUAUCUGAAUCUCCGUCCCUCUGUGUCUGUCAAUCCUUUAUAUAUGUGGGUCUACCGAGGCUAGAAAAGUCCUUACUUUUCUAAUACAAUCGAGAACGUUCCAUUAGAUAAUUGUAGACAUACUAACCAUGUUUAAUUAAACGUCAGUAGUAAACACGAUACUUCAAAGACUAAGCCAUGCCCACAACAAACGCUACCGUCUGCUAGGGAUGUAAUGUGUGCUGAAACAAAGUUCAAGCACAGAUAAAGUGUACUGUAUAACAGUUUGAAUCUGGGAAAGGAAAAUAGAUAGUGUUAGAAAUACUAAUGUGGUUUCGGGAAAAAAUAUAUUUAUAUAAAUAUAUAUGUCAUUUAGAAGUAUUUUUACGGUUGUUUAACCAGGGAAAACAGAAAUUGAAAUAUGUGGCAUUUAGUUUUACUUAUCGGUUGAUCAUUAUCUUUCGUUUAGAUGUAUUCAUAGAGUGCUUAGGACGUCUGAAACAGUGGCGUUUAGAAUUCCAUUAAUAUGUAGAAUUCUUGGAAAUAGAAAGACAUGGCGUUUAGAGGCACUUAUAGAGGUUCUGAAACUGGAAAAUGGAAAAAGAUGGCGUUAAGAAGUACUCAUACUUUUUCUGAAACUUUAAAAUAGAAAUAUUUGGCAUAUAGCUGUACUUUAUACAUCGUUCAAGUCUGGUUGAUCCAUUUAGUUGUUUUGGCAUGCUAAACUUUUCCCAUACAACAGGUUCUUAGGCUUGGUUAACAAUAUCAAAUUCCUUUCAAAUUAGUUCCACAUUUGCAUCAAAUAUUUGUAUGAACUCACUAUAAUGUGUGUGGCCUAUGUUUCUUUUCAUAGAUUUGUUCAAAAUCUGAUCACAUUCUAAGUUUUUAUACGCGACAACAAAUCACAGAUUUACCUUUAUCACGUGACAUUACAGCUGAUUAUCAAAAUGACAGCCAUUUAAGUAUAUUUGGGCUACAAUGAAACUAUUGGAAAAAAAACGACAUGGUCAAGUUAGUCCCCCCUUUAAAGGGUACAUGCCAAUUAUGACAUUCAAAAAACUUGGCACAAUUGAAAUAUAAGCGUGAUGAAUCGAAUAUUCUUUUGUUUCUGUUAGCUAAAAUUUAACCGUGAAUCUGAAAUCUAGAGAUAGAGAUGUUUCAUCAGCUUUUUUGUAUCUUCGAAUAGUUUCACCAUUUUCUGGUAUUAAAUAUUCGAUAUCAUUUAAGAAAGGAAUAUUUGCCAUGGGUUUGUAUCAUUACUUCUUGUGGGCUGAAAAUAGAACAGAUGAGAUCCGUUUCAAAAACCAAAAAAAAAAAUAUAUAUAUAUAUAAAGGUGAAAGUGAAUCAUGUCAGAAUCGGGUAAAUCUGUGAACACAUAUAUUAUAGCCAUUUAAAAACUUCAAACUCGUUAACAGGACCAAAUGGUGUUGGCAUAUUUAUAUACCUAUAUAUUUUUUUUAAUUUAAAAAAAAGAAACAUCAUAAAAAAGAAAAUAAACAGUUGUCCGAAAUUAAUCUUUUUUUUUUUUUUUUUUUUUUUUUAUAAAAAGGGCCAUCGAAUAACCCAGUUUUAUAAAUGUCAAAUUCAAAUUGGAUAAAAAUUUAUCAUUAUAAAAUCAAUAGCAUCGCACAAAUACUUUUAUGAAAAAAAAAAAAUUAUAUUUUUCAGCGACUAAAAGAUAACGACUCUGUCGAGGAUAUUACCUUGCACGCUUUGAUUGCUCGCUACGGUGCCUACCGUCUAAGUGCAUCUGUCUCAACUUCAUUGUUUAAUCAGUACGACAAAGACGGAAGCGGUCUAGUAGACAUUUGGGAUUUCCUAGUCAUGUACGUUUCAUAUGACACGGAUAAGGACUUCACAGUCACCCGUGAGGAAUUUAUCAGGUGAGCCGGAGAAUACUUUUGUUAAUAACCAUUGAAUCGAUGCGGUUUGAGCUUGCGCUGUUUGUGGCGCUGUUUGUGGCACUGUUUGUGGUGCUGUUUGUGGCGCUGUUUGUGGCGCUGUUUGUGGCGCUGUUUGUGGCGCUGUUGGUGGCGCUGCUUAUGGCGCUGUUUGCUGCGCUGUUUGUGGUGCUGUUUGUGGCGCUGUUUUGUGGUGCUGUUUUGUGGCGCUGUUGGUGGCGCUGUUUGUGGCGCUGUUUUGUGGCGCUGUUUUGUGGCGCUGUUUGUGGCGCUGUUUGUGGUGCUGUUUGUGGCGCUGUUUGUGGCGCUGUUUGUGGCGCUGCUUGUGGCGCUGUUUGCUGCACUGUUUGUGGCGCUGUUUGCUGCACUGUUUGUGGCGCUGUUUUGUGGCGCUGUUUUGUGGCGCUGUUUGUGGCGCUGUUUGUGGCUCAGUUUGUGGCGCUGUUUCAGGCGCUGUUUAAGGCGAUGUUUAUGUCGCUAAUUAUAAAUUAUAUUGUAUAUCAGAUUAUGUGUGUACUUUAUUAUCUUGUACUUUUUUUUCCCAUGACAACUUGCGACCAAAAUUGUCAGACCUGAGUCCCAAAAUAUUAGUCACAAUAGGGCUUUCAAUACAGCAGUUCUCAUUUUGAGUAGUUCAACUUGAAAGUUCAAACAUCCUUAGAGAUACAGGGAUGUCAAGAAGGCUAUCGAUUGUACGAGCGAUGGUGUCGCUAUUUCCUUAUCGUUGUGAUUUAAUCAGUUAAUGUUAACAUUAUAUUCUUUCACUCGGUUAAAUGGGUUCGUCAAUUUUGUUACUUGGGACGUGGAAACUAAUUCAACUUCGUAUAGAAUUUUUCCUUUAACAUAGAUCGUCCUUAUUGGGAAUAUCAUAACAACAAUUUUAAUUACAACUAGUUAUAUCCCGCAAAACAUUGGCGACGGCAAUGCGUGAACUUCCCAUCUAGUAAAGUUACUUGACAAAACAUGAACUCAAGUAUCGCGCACAUUUAUGAAUUCCAAUUAUUGCUAUUCCCCCCCCCCCCACCCCCAAUGAUACCUCACCUCAUAGUUUCUUUUCACGCCCAUGAACUAUAUUAAAUACUAGUCGACCCGCGACGUAGCAUACGUCGGAGACUUGCUCAUAGAUGAGUGAAGAUUUCGUGAAAGACACAGUUGUCCAAACGGGGGUGGGUUUGAGGAUACAACGGUGAUUGCUUGAAGAGAUGGAACUCUGGAGAGAGCUGCACACAACUGUCUGUGACUGAAUACCGGUUUUGGCAGAUAUAGGCAUAUCUUUUUGAAAGUUUGUCCCUGUGCCUUAUUGCAUUGUCAUUGCAAAGGAUAACCAAAGAGGAAAUUCUCGCCGUGUAAAAGUAAAAGGUCAAUUUGAAUCUGAUGUUGUGAGGGGAAAUCUGGGAAAUAAGGACAAUUUUUGCGGUAUCACCUGCAACAGUUCGACACUCUAGCACAUUGCGGUGAACGUUGUUCACAGUCAGUCUAGUGUCAUUACAGAGGACUCUUGCUGGCAUGAGGUUUCUGAGAAGCACGACAGCUUGAAAUCCAUUUUAAUUUUGAGUUUAUGUGUUUGGCAUGCCAGUGGGAGUAAGACUGUUAAGAAAUUCUUCGGGGAAUGACAGUUGAUCUGCGGGAUCAUCUGUGACGAUGGAGUCAACACUGUUGAAAGUUAGUUGGACGGUAGGGAUAAGUUUCAAGACUUCUUCAUUUAUGAUGUAGGUAGUCUUCGUUGUGGACGCUUCAUAUAGCUCGCGCGCUGAUUUGUUUCGGAGUGAUAGUUGGAGGAGUCGAUGUUGUCAUAUAGUUGUUGAACGGGAUUAGAAUUAACAGGAAAAAAUAAUGAAAGUAAUUGAACAAAUGUUCCACUUUUUUUCCGUCUCCAACAUUGAGGAGCCAUUUGGCGAAAUCUAGUUCAUGAGGAAGGGCUCUCCUACUUGUUGUCAGUGUAAGGACAUGCAUGUUACGUCACAAAGGAUGUUUGUUAAUGCAACUGGCGACAGUAAAUGCUCGGGAGCCACGCAUAAUGAUGGGGAGGAUUUGUCGGAAAUCCCCCCCCCCCAUAGUAUUGUUUAGCCUCCAAAUAGCUGCUUGUCACCCGUAAGGUAACGUAAUAAACUGCCAACUGCCUGGAUAGCGUAUGCAUGUGUCAUUGGGGCUUCGUCCCAUAUUAUCACUUUGGAUUUGUGAAGAUGUAGAGCGUGGAGUGACGUAGGUUUGAUUUUGCAUGUGGAAGUCGUGGUCAGCUUCAAGGGUAUUUUAAUAACGGAAUGUGCAGUACGUCCACUUGUUUAAAGUGAGGAAGAGUUGCGUGGCGUCAACCUCACUCUCUCGUCCGCCCCCCCUCCCAUAUCCAGUGGCAAGACUCUACGUCAAGACGACCAGGGAAGGGUACGGUUGCAGGAAUUGUCCUUGUAUGCGCCUUACGGGACUCCAACUCCGGGUUUGAAUUCAGAGUUUCCUUCUCUUAGAUGAGUUGCCGACCAAGGUUAACGAGUGUCAUCUACCCGGGAUUAUAUAUAUAUAGCCUGCGCGGUGGUGGUGUUUGACCUUUACUGGCGAAUUAUAUAGAGAGAUUUUUAGCAGCUUGCCGCCUCCAAUAAACUGGAUUAAAAUACUUAAUCCACGCAAUGCACAUUAUUGAAACUUCUGAAGCAAACAAUGGAGAUUAUUGAAAAUACUUAAGCCAAACAAUGCACAUUUUCAAAUACAAACUUUCAGGUCAAUGAAACACUCACAAAUUAUAAUACUUUAUUUACCUUCCGUUUCAGGGCUAAUGACGAGAUUUUCACCAUUGCCGGCGCACCAAGAUUUUUAGGAAAAUGAACAGCUC